AUGGCCAAUGGCAGCAUUACUGUGUCUGAAUUUGUACUGCAAUGCACCAUCAACUCAGAUCAAAGUCUGCUCACCAUUUCCAUACUUAUAAUCGUCUACCUUCUGUCUCUGUUUGGGAAUCUGCUGGUAAUCUUGGUAAUAUUAUGGAACCAUCAGCUCCAUGCCCCGAUGUACUUUUACAUUGUUGCCUUAGCCGUCAUCGACUUGUCCAACAGUACAAUCCUCAUUCCUAAAAUGAUCUCCGUCCUGAUGCUUGACACUGUGGUGCCUUAUGGCGCUUGUGUGCUACAGAUGUUUGUGAUAUUGCAUGUUGAAGAGAUGGAAUCUUUUGUUUUGACUUUUAUGGCUGUUGACCGCUUUAUAGCUGUGGUCUAUCCACUAAGGUACCCAUCGAUCAUAACAAAUAAAACGGUAGGUGUGGGACUCUUCAUACUCAAUGCCUUUGGACUGAUUUUCAAAUCGCCAUUCAUAUUUUUUGCUACUGAACUUUCAUUCUGUCGCACUAAUGUCUUGCCCUAUUGCUUCUGUGAUUAUGCUACUAUGGUCCAUGUUGCCUGUACUGAUGAUCCAAAAUACCUGAAGUUUUUGACAGCUGUAGUAAUGUCAGCAGGUAUGUUCCCAAUGUUUUUCAUCCUCUUCACUUACGCAAGGAUUGCUUUGGCGGCACUGAAGAUCUCCUCAGCAGAGGGUAAAAGCAAAGUCUUCAGCACUUGUCUCACUCAUCUACUAGUAGUUGGGCUCUUUUAUAUCCCACUUCUCUCAUCGUAUGCUCUACCAGGAGCAGGAGUGAAAUUGUCCACAGAAACUUACAACACCAUGGUUAUUGUUGGCAAUGUUUUACCUCCUAUGGUCAAUCCCAUAAUUUACAGUUUCAGGAACAAGGAGAUAAAAAGCUGCAUUCAUCAACUUCUCACAGGAAAAAGAACAUCUCCUUUACUCAAUGACAAAUAG
Polypterus senegalus (gray bichir) is the source of this 951-nucleotide messenger RNA. Its product is annotated as olfactory receptor 1496-like. Gene Ontology annotation, molecular function: G protein-coupled receptor activity; olfactory receptor activity. Gene Ontology annotation, cellular component: membrane. The transcript has a single exon. Bases 1 to 951 code for a protein of 316 amino acids. The record is from RefSeq and is a predicted model, not a curated record. NCBI's taxonomy places the organism in Eukaryota, Metazoa, Chordata, Cladistia, Polypteriformes, Polypteridae. Gene Ontology annotation, biological process: G protein-coupled receptor signaling pathway.